Messenger RNA from Physcomitrium patens, 869 nucleotides. RefSeq names its product membrane protein PM19L. The record is from RefSeq and is a predicted model, not a curated record. NCBI's taxonomy places the organism in Eukaryota, Viridiplantae, Streptophyta, Bryopsida, Funariales, Funariaceae.
GCUGGAGCACACUUGUAGGACCCCUGUCGGAGACUCUUCAAAACCAUGCUCCGCGGCGGCGCCAUCGUCAACAAUCAGUGCAAGGGAAUUGUCUCGAGCUCGCAGCGACUCGUCUCCUCGCCCACACUCGCUUUGUGAUUGUUCCCAGCUCCUCCGUAGCUAUGGCUUUCGGGGUUUCUAAGGGGAUGGUGGCCCCUCUGCUGGUCAUCAACUUUUGUCUCUACUUCAUCUCGGCCGAUAUCGCAGGGUCUCUCCUGAACAAGGCGUUCGACCGUGGCAGCUUCGUCCUUGGUGGUAACACUGCAACGAGCAUUUUCCUCGCUUUCGUGCUUAUCGCCAGCAUGGUUGGUUUGGCCUCCACCUUAGCUGGAGCUCACCACCUGUCCGUGUGGCGCACUGAGAGUCUUGCCGCCGCUGCCGCCGCUGCCACAAUUGCAUGGACACUCACUCUUUUGGCUAUGGGCGUUGCAUGCAAGGAGAUUCACAUCCGAUAUGGCCGCAACAAGAGACUGAAAACUCUCGAGGCUUUCAUGAUCAUCUUAUCACUGUUAGAGCUGCUGUACUUGUUGGCUCUGUACGCUGGCGCUGUGACACGCGAGGGUUACAACAACGCUCCUGGAGUGAAGAACCCCAACUACGGCACUCCAGCAGCUGCUGCCGUCUAAGUUCCCUUCGAAACGAUUCGCGCAUGCCAGAAAAUGUUGCAUUUGUAUUCCCCUUUUGCUUCAUGGAAUGUAGUGUAGUACCGGUCCAUGCGUCAUGAAUUGUUGAGUGUCCGUUAUUUCUGCAUCGUGAGAGCUUGUACGGCCUAUUUUUGUUCAUUGUAUCAUACCUAUGCAUAUGUUAAUAAAUUGCUAUCCUUAUCUACA